Molecule: messenger RNA, 756 nt
Organism: Beta vulgaris subsp. vulgaris (sugar beet)
Lineage: Eukaryota; Viridiplantae; Streptophyta; Magnoliopsida; Caryophyllales; Amaranthaceae
Exons: 1
Coding region: 1-756 (251 amino acids)
Source: RefSeq, a predicted model, not a curated record
AUGAUAUCUACUCUCCUGAUGAGGCAAGUUGACAAGCACCAAAAAUAUCUGGGCAUUCCCACAAUCAAUGGGAGGUCAAAGAAACUGGUGUUUCGGGAACUCUUAGAUAGAAUAUGGAAGAAAUUGCGGGGUUGGAAGGAAAAAUUGUUGUCAAGGGCUGGAAAGGAAGUUCUGAUCAAGGCUGUGAUACAAGCUCUCCCUACUUAUCUGAUGGGGGUCUAUAAGAUCCCAAUGGCAAUUAUAAAAGAGAUUCAUUCAGCUAUGGCGCGAUUUUGGUGGGGUGGCAAAGGUGCGGAAAGGAAGAUGCAUUGGUUAAGUUGGGAAAAGAUGUGCAAACCGAAGUGUAUGGGGGGCAGGGGAUUUAAAGAUCUUGGGGUGUUCAAUGAUGCUUUACUUGGCAGGCAAGUUUGGCGACUAUUACAUUAUAAAAACUCCCUUUUGAGCCGUGUAAUGAGUGCAAAAUAUUAUCCCCAUGGAGAUAUAUUUCAAGCGAGGCUAGGAUACUCAAAUAGCUAUUCCUGGAGUAGUAUAUGGAGUGCGAAAAGUUUGGUGAAGGAAGGUUUGAUCUGGAAGGUGGGAGAUGGAAAAUCGAUAAAUCUUUGGCAGGAUCCGUGGCUUUUUGAUGAGGAUGACCGUUUUGUUUUGAGCAAUAGAGUUGAAGGAUUGGAGUUGGUGGGAGAUUUAAUUGAUGAUGACCGAAAAGAGUGGAAAACGGAUGUGAUUGAAAAUCUUUUUGAGGAACGUGAUCAAAAAUGA